Messenger RNA from Saccoglossus kowalevskii, 6789 nucleotides. RefSeq lists its product as uncharacterized. The record is from RefSeq and is a predicted model, not a curated record. Lineage: Eukaryota; Metazoa; Hemichordata; Enteropneusta; Harrimaniidae.
GCGCAGUCUCAGUCCACGUAAUUUUGUGGGUACGUCUCUGUGAACGUGUUUUCUGCGUAGAAGUUUUUUUCUAUUCAGUCUGUACCCGUCUUUUUAUGUAGAAUUUAGCAGUGCAGCAACUGCUCUAUAUCACAGACUGAGAAUGAAGACUGGGGAGAAUGGAAUGAAGCAUCUCUAGGAAAACGUACAACCACAAAAACAAUGAGUGAACACGAUAAAGAUGCUCCACCAGCUGGAGAGGGGGCUACAAAAAACACCCCACAAAAAGGCAAGUUGGAGUCACUUGCACGAGAUGAUCUUAUCAAGUAUGUUAAGAAACAAACCAUGAUUAUGCAGAAAAUGAAGGCCAAGUGUGAUGAUUUGACUAAGAAAUGCCAGGGACUUGAAAAAGAGAAAACCAACCCUGCAGGAAGCCAAGAUCAAGAAAAAAUUAAGGAAUUGGAAGAUGAGUUGUCUAACUUGAAAUCAGAACAUGAACAGCUGUUGACAGUCUACAAUGGUGUACAACAACAACAAGAGAGUUCAAUACAUCUACACGAGGAAUUGGAAAGUAAAAUUAGUGAUUUAACAACCAAGUAUGAAGACAUUGAAACUGAAAAGAACAAAUUGGAAGAGCAAUACAACGUUAUGGUCAAGAAAAACCAGGAUAUUAUGGAACAAUUGGAAUGCAUGCAGAUGAAGCAAGAAACCAUGACGACCACAUUCCAGUGUGUACAAGAGGAGUGUCACAGUCUAAAAGAAGCCAACAAAGAGCUAGAAGAACAAGUUGAAGUUCUGUCAACAGCAAGAGAUGAAACUGUGAAAUCUUUGAAAGCAAUGAGGCAAGAACAACAAGGUACAGGUGCCGAGAUGCAAAGCCAGAUAGAAGCCUUGACAGUGGAAAAAGAUUUAGCAAAAUCGGAAUUACAGCAGGCAAUUGAUAAGAUAUGUAACCUUCAGGGUCUUGCAGAAGAGGCAGAGUCUUACAAAAAUCAGUUGCAAGAAUCUUCCAAGAAAUUAGAAGAAUCUAUGGAGGAGAACGAGGAAUUGAAAAUGAAUGUUGAUGAGUUAGUGAAAAUUAGAAGCGAGUUUGAGAUUACAAAAGAUGGAUAUUCAAAGAAGGAUGCGGAGAAUGCUGAGUUGAAAUCUAAGAUAAUAAAACAUCAAGAAAAUGAAGAAGGUCUUAAGGGACUUAAUGAGGAUCUGAAGACACAGAUAAAUCACUUGUCAUCAGAGUUGGAAAACAUGAAGAAAGAUUGUGAUAAACAUAAAACAGAAUUCUCUGAGAUGAAGACAAAGCUAAAUCAAACUUUAGAGCAAAAUGAUACUGCUUUAUCACAGAUUGAAGAAAUGAGAAAUGAGAAUAAGAAGCUUUCUGAUGACUUUGAAAUACUGAAGUCUGAGAAAAGUAACUUGGAAAAGGAGAAGCAUGAAUUGAAAAAUAAUUUUGAUUGUUUGGUGUCAGAGAAAGAAAGAUUGACUACUCGAUUAGAUGAAAUACAGCAUGAUCAGCAAAAAUCUAGCAGCGAGAUAGACGAGGAAUUAAACAAAGCAAGAACAGAUCGAGAUGAUUUGAAAGCAAAGAACGACCAUCUAGAGUGUGAAAAGAUGGAGUUGUCUAAAAUACUGGAGACUUUAAAGGCAGAGAGUGAAAGAUCUGUGAGUGAGCUCAAAAGUGACAUUGAUGAAUUACAAAUUGAAAAAAACAACCUGAUUGGAGAAAUUGAAAAACUAAAUAAAGAUUUGAAGGAACUGCAAGAAAAUAAUGAAAAGCUUGUCAGUGAGUUAAAAGUAGAACUAGAUCAGGUACAAUCAGAAAAAAAUAUUCUAAAUGAUGAACGAAAUAAGUUUGAGAAAGAUUUGCAUAGUUUGCAUGAAGGCAAUGAUAGGGAAAGUUGUGAGUUACAAGAGAAACUGAGACUCAUUGAGGAAGACAGGGAUAAUCUGAAGGGAAAUUGUGAAUCACUCUAUACUGAAAAAGAAAAACUUGAACAUGAUUUGGAAUUAAUUAUGAAAGAAAGGGAGGACUUAUCUGGUGAUUUACAAAGUGAGCUGAGUGAUGUUAAAUUUGAACGAGAUGAAUUAGCAGUGAAGGUGGAGUCAUUAACAACAGAACGAGAGAAAUGGACUGGUGAAAUGAAUCUAGUUAGUACGAAAUUGGAAGAGUCUGUUAACAACCUGCAGGAACAGAUUAGAAAUGUUAGCGAUGAGAGAGAUCAAUUGAAACAACGAGUCAGUUCUCUGAUUGAAGAAAAAGACAGAUAUACUACAGAAAUGGAAACUGCAAAUAAAAACAUGGAAGAAUCAAUGUCUGGACUUCAUGAUGAAGUGCAGAAAUUCAACAUAGAGAGAGAUACGUUGCAGUCUCAGAUAAAAAUAUUGAAAGACGAAAACCAAAAAUUAUCAGACAAUUUAGAGCAUUUGAAGAAGGAUCAUGCAAGUUCAGCAAGUGACCUACAGAUUGAACUGACAAGUGUUAGAAAUGAACUUGGAGAAGUGCAGGAAAAAUUUGAGAAAACUGACAGAGAACUCCAAAGUGCAAAGAAGCAGUUAGCUGUGAGUGAGGAUGAAAAAAAUGCAGCUAAAUUAGAGUUGGAAAAUGCAGUGGCUUCUAUAAGUGGAGAAAGAGAUCAAUUCAAAUCUAAAGUAGAAAAGCUUGAAAGCGAAGUCGAUUCUUUGACAAAGCAAUAUCAGGAUGCCUUGGGAACCAAUGCAACACUUACAGAGAAAUUGGAGAAAAGUGUUAAUGAACAAACUGAAGUCAAAGGUCAGCUAAAAAGUCUGCAGGAACAAGUGAAAUCAGUUAGCAAUGAUAAUGAAAAUUUGAAACAUGAUAUUGAAACACUGAAAGAAGAAAAGGAGAAGGUCAUAUCUGAGUGUGGGCUGAAAAUAGACAAUUUGAAACAGGAAGUGAGUAAUUUAGAGGUGCAGAAAGAAAAAAUGUCUACUGAAUUGAGUAUGCUGAAGGAGCAGAGUGAAAAUACAACCGGGAAAACUCAAAAUUUAAUAGAGGAUCUUUCCAGUGUGAAAUCAGAAAAUGAUCAGCUACAGAAACUGAAAUGCUGUCUGGAAGAACGGCUGCAGGAAACUGCCAGUCAGCAGAAAAACUUAGAGUCAGAGUUGAAAUCUAUGAAAGAAAUGAAUAAUAAACUUGAGUCUGAUAUGGAAAUCAAUAAAGAACACUUGAAUAGAAGGGAGGAAAUCAAUACAGAAUUAAUGAAGCAACUGGAGGAAAGAAAUGACAAACUUGAGCAAUCAUCAACAUUACAAGAUGAGAUAAAAGAUCUUAAGAUACAAUUAGAUAGUGCAAUUGAGGAGAAAAAUGGUCUUCAGAAAGAGUUGGAAAUCAUGAGAGAUGAACGUAAGAAAACAGAAGAACAUGUUCAGCAAUUAGCCACAGAACAAGGAGACAAAGGAGAUGUUGAAAAAGAGUUGAAAAUGGUUAACAGCAAAUUACAGGAAGUUGAAGACAAAUCACUAAAGUUUAGAGCUGUUGCCGUGAAAGCCAAGAAAGAAUUGGGUGAAGCUAAGAAGCAGAUAGCAACUUUAACUGAAGAGAUGUCAUCAUUGAUUUCUGAAAAAGACAAGUUACAGAUGAAACUGGAUAAUACAUUGAAGGAGAGUGAUGGAAACAGACAGCAGCAAAUUGAAAGCUAUCAGAUACAAUAUGACAAAUUACUUGAUGACAUCGAUGACCAGAAAGCAGCAAGAAAAGCAGUGGAAAAACAAUUGCAAGAAGCCAAUAAUGAAGUCAAGCGUCUCACGGAAGAGUGUGCCAGUGUCAAACAGGCCAAGGAAGACCAAAACAACCAUUGUGAGGAACUUGAGAAACUUAAAGACCAACUACAGCUAUAUAUAAGUGAACAAGAAAAAGAAAAGAGUGGCAUUGAAAGGGAGAGAGAUGUAGAAAAGAUACAAAAAGAACAGAUAAUAGAAGAAGUAUCAGAGCUGAAAAGCAAGAUUAGUGACCUGGAAGAUCAGCUGGCUAAACAGACAGAAGAAUACCAACGUGCAACACAGAGGUUAGAAGAAGCCAAAAAGGAAGCCUCCCAUAGCAGUCUAAUGAAUUUAGAAAUAGCUGACUAUGAGCGUACUGUGUCUAGUUUAAAUGCUGUAAUCACAGAGAAUGAAACCAAGAUGUCAGAAAGUGCUGAAGAAUUAGAACGACUAGAGAAGAUCAAUGACAAUUUACAAAAACAACUUGAAAUGAAGGAGACUCAGAGACAGCAAGCUGAUGAAAGGAGUACUAAGCUUAAACAGUUAUUGGUUAAAACAAAGAAAGAUCUAGCAGAUUCUAAGAAAGCUGAGAGUGAACAGAAGAGUAGUGAUGCUGCAUUACGUGGACAGUUAGAGUACCUGACGCAACAAUGCGAAGAAUUAAAGGUGCAAAUUGCAGACAUCAUGUCACAAAACCAAAAAAUGAAAGACCAGUUGCAUACGUCCAAUGAAACUCACCUCCGUACAAGUAGAUCACUGGAAGCAAAGAUAUCAUCUUUACAACAAGAAAAUGAGAUGGCUAAAACAGAGUUGCUGUCUUGCCAAGCUGAUUAUGAAAGUUACAAGGUACGGGUACAUAGUGUACUGAAAUCACAGAAGAAAGGAAAUUCACAGGCUAAUGCUGAAGCUGACAAACAGGAAAAAGAAAAACUUGAAAAAGUCAUUGAUCAAUUGAAAUAUAAACUUCAAGAAGUAACUAAUACUUUGUCAUCUACGUCAUCUGAGUUGGAACUGCUACAUGAGGAGCAUGCUAGAUUAUCAGACAGACACAGUGAUGUGGUGCAAGAUAGUCAAAGAAAAGACAACAUGUGGAGAGAAAGGUUUGAAAGAGUGCAAAUGGAACAACAGACAGCCAAGUAUGAAAAUAAAGAAGCCAUGAAACAUUUAGCAUUACAACACGAAAACUUACUAGAGUCUGUAAAGGGGAUGGAACAUCCAGAUUUGGAAUCAGCUCAUGUGCCCCAUACACCCAUACCUACCAGCCCCUCUAUGUUGCCAUUAGAUCAGUUACUGACAACUGGUGAUGAUAAACAAAGUGUUGCAAGUGUCAGUACUUCAGCAGAAGAAGAGCAACUGAAACACCAACUGAUAUUAGCAUUGAAGAAAUUAGAACAUUUUUCUGAGAUUACAAAUGAUAAUGAAGCGACAAUCAUGAGACUCACUGAGCAAGCUAAGGUGCUGAAAGGUGAAAUCCGAAGACUAGAAAGAAAUCAAGAACGAGAUAAAUCAGUUUCUAACUUGGAAUAUUUGAAAAAUGUUACUAUGAAGUUCAUAACACUGCAGCCUUGUGAUGAGAAGCGUCAAUUAAUCCCUGUCUUGAACACAAUGUUACGACUCAGUGAAGAGGAAAAUGAGAAACUUUGUGCUGCUGCUGAAGUUGAAAGCAGUGGACAGUCUUCAGGAUGGGGUGGAUACCUACCAAGAUGGUCUGGUGCUGUCUCAUAACAAUAUAAACCAAUGUGACAAUCUUUUUCAAAUCACUAGCUUUUAAGAAAGAAAGGGUGACAAAUUUGGUUCCCUAGAAAUACCUUAUAUUGAGCAAUAGCAACAGUGGAAUUAAGUUAAACACUUGGGUUUCAUGUGGCUCUAUAUUAUUACCGGUUGUAGCCAUGCAAUAUACUAUGCUGCCAAUCUGGUGUCAGCUUAUUUGGGACUGAUACCAGUACAUAACUCCGAAAACUGCUCCUUUGCACUAGUCAGGCUUGUUGGCUUAUGUUAAGCAUCACUAUGGCUAACAGUACUACUACAAAAUUAUUUAAUGAACACCAGUAUGUUGAAGUAUGUAACAUGUGUGCCAACCGUAGAAUGGUUUGCAUUCCACUCAUAAGAGUGUGCAAUUACUCAAAUUGCGUGUUACCAAUAACCAUUCAAAAAUGCAUUGUGAUUUAUCAAUUGUAGUGUAAUACAGUAGGAUAGCAGGAAUUACUUAUUCUGGUAUCAUCAAGAUUUAUAUUUACUAUAAGUCAUUGGGGUUAUAUGUCAGAUACAGUUCACAUAAUGAAAAAUGGGAAAUUUACUCAAUAUUUUAACCACUUCACAAAAUACUGAUUCAUGUUUCUGUUCUAAAUAGGGGGUAAAAGAACUUAUAAACUUGAUUAAAACAAAAAAACAGCCUGGAUUGAGUGAGACACUUAUUUCAGGCAUAUAAAACAUGGUGAUGUUUUCCCAAUCUGAUUGUAAUCCAAGGAAUAGGAAUAGGCUCCAAUUAUUUAAAAAUUUUUGGAUAAUUUCAAUAUUUUACUUUAUUUAUGACUGAUAUUUUUUUAGGGGGUUUUGCCGUUAUUGAUUUAUAAAAAAAAGCUUAAUAUAGCAAAUAAAACCACAGAGAUAGUCAUCAAUAAACCAAAAUAACAAUGAAUGAAAAAUGGAAAAAAGAAAUUAGAGUCUAUACCCUGUAUCAGAUUGAUGUUUUUCAAUCUGCACAAAUUUAUAAAAACUGUACCAAUGGUGUCUGGUAUUAGUUUUAUAGUUGGCCGGAGUUUAAAAUUCAGAUAACAUGGAUGGUGGCUACAAUUUUUCAGAGACGAUGCAAGACUUGAUGGUAUUUGUGAACGAGUCGCAUUUAUAUCAAUAACUGAUUGCAAUUUAGCGAGGCAUCAAAUAUGUAUGGUUUUGCCAACAAUGACUAUGGGGUGUUGAAUGGUCAAAUAUCACAGAAUAAAAUAUUUAUAUACAUCUACUUAAAUUGUCAACUGGUGGGUUGUCAUAGGAUGUACAUAUUAUGAAUUGUGAUGGGUGUAGUGAUUGGGGGUUUGUUGUGACAUAUUGUACCCAGAGGUUAAAUAAAGUGGUCAUUUUAAAUGGGAAUAAAUA